Adineta ricciae is the source of this 222-nucleotide messenger RNA. Lineage: Eukaryota; Metazoa; Rotifera; Eurotatoria; Adinetida; Adinetidae. The record is from the annotation of a GenBank genome assembly.
AUGAAACUCAUUGUUCGACCCAUGCCCAAGGGGCAUUUCGGCAUUUCAACAUCUCUUCGGCAUUUCAGCAUGUGCUCAGCAUUUCAGCAUUCGUUUAGCAUUUCAUCAGACUGUCCAGCACUCUUAAAAUCAGAAAGAACACUGUUCGACAACACCACCGAAACAUUUCUAUCAUCAAAAAUACAAUAUAGAACAAACAAAUUCACAAAAAAAGUAACAUGA